Messenger RNA from Diachasma alloeum, 1409 nucleotides. It is a transcript of the gene eIF3j, whose product is annotated as eukaryotic translation initiation factor 3 subunit J. Gene Ontology annotation, cellular component: cytoplasm; eukaryotic translation initiation factor 3 complex. Lineage: Eukaryota; Metazoa; Arthropoda; Insecta; Hymenoptera; Braconidae. The transcript has 6 exons. The coding region runs from base 134 to 835 and encodes 233 amino acids. Gene Ontology annotation, molecular function: translation initiation factor activity. The record is from RefSeq and is a predicted model, not a curated record.
GUCGUGUGUGAAAUCACAAAGUCGUCUCGACAUUUCUCCGAGACCCUCAGGACAAAACUCGGAACGUAUGUUUCACUGUAUCGACGUGUUUUACCACUUGCGAGUGAUUAAUUUAGCUUAGAAACAAAUAAUCAUGGACGACGACUGGGAUCUGGAUAAUAUUGAAGCAAAACUUGAACUUGCUCUGAGGUCAAACAAAUGGGAGGGCGAAGACGAGGAGGAAGAAGUUAAGGACAGUUGGGAAGACGUUGAAGAAGAAGAGAAGAAGGAUGUCGAGAAGCCAGCAGAGGUUCCAAAGGCUAAAUCGAAGCCUAAGAAAAAGGUCGCCGAGAAGAUCGAAGAACGAGAGAAAAAGGAUCGUGAAGAGGCUGAGAGAAAGGCCAGAGAAAAGGAGGAAGCAAUGACACCAGAGGAAAGGAGAGCAGAACAGCUGAGGAGGCAAAAAAUGGCUGAGGAGGCUGAUCUUCGUCUUGCAAUGGAGACAUUCGGCGUGACAGCUCUUGACGCCAUGAUGCCGGAUACCAAGGAGGAGUUUGAGCAGUUUGGUGAACAACUCAUAGCUAAGAUCAAUCAAUUCAACAAGCACACAGAGUUUCCAGCGUUUGCUGAGGAGUUAAUAAAUCGUAUAGCUGUGAAUCUUUCUUCGAUUUCCCUAAAAAAAAUAAAAACAACAGUGGAAAAUUUAGCGAUUGAGAAAUCAAAGAUCGAGAAAGGUGACAAAGGAAAGAAAAGCAAGGGUAAAGGCAAGGCGAAAUUGAAAAUUGAGGGUGAAAAUACUCAUCUCAGUGAGUACGGAUAUGACACAUACGACAACGAGUACGAUGACUUCAUGUAGCGGCCGUCCAUAGAAAAUCAUCUCACCCCACCAUCUAGUCGGCUCUACACACUUAUGCAAUGACAUAAAAAUUGAAUGAAUUUUCCAUGCAAUAAAUUUACGGAGAUUCAAAUCUGAUCGCAGACGAGACGGGACAGUGCAUUGAAUCCAAUAAAUGCAUAUUUUCAGAUUCUUCAGCUAUAAGGAUUUCAAAACACUGAAUGAAUUUAAAGGAAAUGAUGAAAAAUCAAAGACUCCGCUGUUGGUGUUGUUCACUAUUGAGGAUUUAUUAAGAAAUUAAAACAGUGAUUAUCUAUGUGUGUAUUGACGACGAAUUUACGAUAAUAACAAACACUGAUUUCCCCGAGUUUACGGUGCAGGACUAUUUCAGAGAUAAUUGAAUUAAUGUGAUUGUGGCUGGCAUGUUUUAUCGAUGAUGUUCACUGGAUUACGGGGACCCGCAAUACAGCUCUUGUUGAUACACUGGUUUAAAUAAAGAAAUGAAAGAUUGAAAAAAUAACAGAUGAAAAUAAUCCGUUGACAUUUGGUUUUGAAUUGCGCAUAUUUCUAAAUAAAGGUUGAUUACAAACUUGAA